Molecule: messenger RNA, 2715 nt
Organism: Acanthopagrus latus (yellowfin seabream)
Lineage: Eukaryota; Metazoa; Chordata; Actinopteri; Spariformes; Sparidae
Product: LIM/homeobox protein Lhx8-like
Exons: 8
Coding region: 307-1332 (341 amino acids)
Biological process (GO): neuron differentiation; forebrain neuron development; regulation of transcription by RNA polymerase II
Cellular component (GO): nucleus
Molecular function (GO): RNA polymerase II transcription regulatory region sequence-specific DNA binding; DNA-binding transcription factor activity, RNA polymerase II-specific
Source: RefSeq, a predicted model, not a curated record
CCCAGCUGUGAAGAGGCUGAGGUCUGAUCAGCUCGUUGCACUCACAUACGGCUCUCUGUGACCGCAGGCACAAGUCAAACUGCGUGUAUACAUCUGUCAAACGAGAACGUGGACCACGGCAGUCGGAAACUGAAUUAUUACCACACAAAAAUAAAAUAAGGCGCCACAAUUAAAAAGGUCUGAGCGGAUAUUUCACUUUGGCAUGAGCUUCAUUAGUCUUACUGACCGUGGUCAGUGAAUUAUGUACGGGACAUCACUGAGGCCCCAGUGUGAGCUGCACAUCAGGCCGGGCUCGUCGCCCACACCAUGUCGGAAGAACAAGUAGAACCAACGGAGGCUGUGUUCACUCCGCUGCAGCAAGGACCUUUUUCUGUCGACACAGGUUCCUCUGGGCCUGAAGAUUUUUUCGACGAGGAUUGCUACUCUCCGUCCUCCAUCUCUUCGUCCUCGUCUGUCCCGCCUGUGGCCUCCCUGCCGGGGACGUCUGUGUGCACCUCCUGCGGCCUGGAGAUAGUGGACAGAUACCUGCUCAAGGUGAAUGACUUGUGCUGGCACGUGCGCUGCCUCUCAUGCAGUGUGUGUAAUACAUCACUGGGACGACAUGUGAGCUGCUACAUCAAGGAGAAGGAAGUUUUCUGCAAACUCGACUACUUCAGGAGAUAUGGGACCCGUUGUGCUCGUUGUGGUCGUAACAUCCACUCCAGUGACUGGGUGCGUCGGGCCAGAGGAAGCACAUUCCACCUGGCAUGUUUCUCCUGCACCUCUUGUAGGCGCCAGCUGUCCACUGGAGAGGAAUGUGGACUACUAGAGAAUAGAGUCUUCUGCCGGCCACAUUAUGACAUCAUGAUGGAGAAUAUCAGACGUGCUAAGGAAAAUGAGGAACCAAAAGAAGAUGAAGAGGGGGCAGACCAAGAAGACUCCAGCCCUGUGCCCAGACCUGCUAAGAGGGCCAGAACCAGCUUCACUGUGGACCAGUUGCAGGUGAUGCAAACUCAGUUUGCUAAAGAUAAUAACCCAGAUGCUCAGACUCUCCAAAAACUGGCAGAGAGGACUGGUCUCAGCCGCAGGGUCAUUCAGGUUUGGUUUCAGAACUGUCGAGCUCGUCAAAAGAAAUAUAUCAGCCCAAAUCCUGCUUCCUCAACUAUGAUUACAUCUCUUGCUCCUGGUCAGCUGACUCCGCCAUUAAUGGAAGAUCUGCACUACACCUAUAUUUCCUCAGAUGCACCCCUCCUCAGUACACUGACUUAUAUGGAUGUCCACGCUCCAGACCCACUUUUGCUGCAGCCGCUCAUUUCCCAUUCAUUGACACCUCUGCCAGUCAGCCGUGCCUGAGAUGCAGCCUGCCUCCUGAGAGACUAUAGUCAGUGAUUAACUGAUGGGGAGAAUUAAGACCAAAAACAUUACGCUUGAAUGUAAAAUCCUAAGAGGAUGGAUGACUUUAAUUCAUAAAAUGUCCAAAUAACCGCAAUUAACUAAUUGUGUUUCACUGCCUUAUGUGAGUAGAGACUUGAUGUCUUGAUGUGGGGUUGUAUGAGGUUCUUAUCCUAUGUCAGUGUGUUACCUGCAGCAGAUGACUGUCAACUUGGCCCCUGUGUGGAAAAGCAGCAGAGCACCAGCAGGAGAAGAGCAUUGCACUGCUGUAAAUGGUACCUGCAGCAAUACAUAAUUUAGCCACCUAAAAGAAGGCCCACAAAAAAUGUAGAAAUGUUUACGUAUACGCUAUAUUUUGGAUUUUUUGGGAACUUUACUCUGUCAGACUUUUCCUUUGGCGUUACAUUCCUACAACACUACAUCUGUAUUCCUGCACACAAGCGCAGUUGUUUCUGCACACUGUAUUGCGCUACAGAUCAGCUGUUUGAGUUGGACAUUCACGAGCUGUCUGACAAAAUUGUUUUUAUAUAUAUAAUAUAGCAUACACUUAAAUGCAUUUAUUUUAUUUUUUUAAGGUGGUUUAAUGUCUUGCUGCUGGUAAAGUUUACAGAAGUGCAACACUCCUGUUCCCAGCCAGAGCUACAUGCUGCUUUUCCACACUGUGGGCAAUCAUUAACUAGGGAUAAUCACUUAAUACAAUCCCACAUCAGAAGAUUGUAAAUAUCACUUUAAAGUCAGGCUGUAGUCACUGAAUUUAUUUAAUUCAAUCAUACACAGGUGAGAAUGUCGGGUAGAAUAUGGGUAUAUGUGAGAUGAAACUUGUGUUAAUAUGUAUGUGUAAUGAAUUUAAUUUAUUUGGUGAAUAUAAUAAGAUGGCACUUUGUUGGAAAAUGUUGAUAAAGUGGAGUAAAGAUCUGGUUUUCAGUUGGAUUUUAGAGUUUAUUUAAGAUGUGUUGAGGGAAAAGAGAGAUAUCAGAUUGAGCAUUUUCAAAAUUAUCUAAAAUUCAGGCAGUUAUACAACAAAUUAAACCCACUUAUCAUCCAUAAAUUAUGUUCCCUGCCAUUAUUUGAUAACAAAUGUUUAAAAACACUUUUUUCCAGUGAGUGCCCACAUCUGUUUAAUGUUUACUUUUGCAAAAACAUUUAAGAUGCUUUUUCAGUAGCACAUGUGUUAAACACAGACAAAAAGCAAUACAAUGUGUAAAUUUUGUCUUACUUUUGUCUUUGUCUUGUAAGUGUUAGAUGACAAUAGAAGCCAUGUAUGAACUGCACACUGGGAAAAUAUGGACUUUCACGUUAGAUGUUUGAGAUACUGGGAAUUAAAGUUCAUGGCUGCACCACGAA